Messenger RNA from Chaetomium strumarium, 5589 nucleotides. RefSeq lists its product as uncharacterized. The coding region runs from base 1 to 5589 and encodes 1862 amino acids. The record is from RefSeq and is a predicted model, not a curated record. NCBI's taxonomy places the organism in Eukaryota, Fungi, Ascomycota, Sordariomycetes, Sordariales, Chaetomiaceae. The transcript has 3 exons.
AUGGGGGUCGAAGGCCAAAAAAGAUCCGCUCCUCCGCCGCUCCCCGCCCCCACCGAGACCAACUCGACGCUCUUAAGCGCCCCUCUGAGCGACGUGGGGACCGAAUUGUCCAAGUCCGGCGACGAGAAAUCGUCCUACUCGCUUCCGGACGACGGCACACCCGUCACCAUCAAGACAGGCCACCGCGCCAGCAGGUCUCAGACGUCACUGCUCAUAGAAUACUUUGAAGGCGGCAAGGCGAGCAGCGCAUCUGGUGCCACCGACCAGCGUAAGCCGAGCGUCCGCGUCCGGCUUACACCGAGCAGUAAGACCAAGUCCAAGGGCGGAUCGGACCGGGACCGCAUCCAGAUUACGCAGACAAAAUCGAGGAAAAGCAGCGCCAGCCGCCGGUCGGUGCCUACCGGUGGCCCUACGCGCAGCGAAGUUGAAGGGCUUUCGGCGGUCAGCGGGGAUAUGGAGGACGCCGGUUCGUAUGCUUCGGCAACGGAGGAGAGCACCGUCAGCCGCAACCCCAUCGACAUUGAAAUCGACCGGAGUGGCAACGUACGCCGCCGCCGGCCAGCGAGUCCGUUGAUUCCAGCCGCCGACAGCAAGGUCAGCUAUCAUGGCACCGCGAGUGAGAUUUCCGCUAUCCCGGCCGACAGCUUUCUUGACGGAUCGGGACCGGCAACAUCGUUCGGCAUGUCCGACGUGAAGAGUACGGGGAGUAGGAGUCCCGAGAUGUCUCGGACCGGUGAUUAUCUCCUUGGUGCUGCCGCUGGCUUGGGCGCCGCGGCCGCCGCCGACAGGGUCCGGAGCAAGAGCCGUGAUGAGCGUGAAAGGGACAGAGUGAGCGUGUCUAAAACUCGGGACAGGGACAGAGAGAAGGAGAAGGAGAAGGAGAGGGAUCGCAGGCAUAGAUCUAGCAAAAGCCGGGCUAGCAGUGUUGCGAAGGAGGAUAAGUAUGCCGAGCGUGCGAAAUCUCCUCGCAGGCGAUCCAAAGGCUACAGCGAGUCUGUUGUCUCCGCGGCCGAUUCUAGCGUCGUGUCAUCAGCCUUGGCUCCAAGUCAUCGGUCGGUGGAUCAACACUCUAUCCGGUCAGGGGCCUCCAAGGCAUCAUCUAUUAACAACCCAAAGCUGCUCGAGACGGUCGAGGAUGCCAUCCGCCGUCUCAUCUUGCCAGAGCUCAACGCCCUGAAGAGGGAGCAGAGCAGUCGCAAGACUCGCCGCGAUUCGACCACGUCCAGUACAACGACCGUCUCAAGGGAUGACCUCGCGAGUGAUAAACGGCGAUCCGGCGCUACUGACAAGAAGAUGGUAACACAGCGAGACAGCAUGAGGAGCAAAGAGAGCCGGGAUCGCGAGGCGCGUAAUGACUUCGACGACAGCAGCGCUCUCAGUCACGACUCGAUCGAAGACGACCAUGUCAUCGAAGACACUCCGACCCGCAGUAACGACCGUCUCAAGGCUGCUGUUGCUGGUGCGGCUAUGGGCGCGGCGGCCGUCGCUGCACAUGAGGUGUUCCAGUCCCCUUCGGACGACAAGCACCGCUCCAGGAGGCGGCGGAGGGCUGAGAUGCGGAGUCGCGGGUCCGACCAUGCUCUCGAGGACGAAGAAUCCGAGCUCGGGCCCCCGGUGCUCCCAAUGCCCUUGAUGAGCGAGGUGAACGCCUCGGAUGUGACACGGGCAUCCAUCCUAUCGGCCGAAACGGAUCGUCCGCACUCGGCCACUGAAGAAGUGGCUCCGGGCCGCGGUCUCUCGCAGGAUCAGUUGUCUGUACCAUCGACGACAUCUACACCAACCAGGACUCCCGCCACCACCCUGCAGGCCUUGGGCACUCAGCACGCCAACGUCUCGCACGGAGACCUCAAAGCAUUGCCCAAUCAACGGACCGGGCAGUGGGAUGAAUACGUCAUUGAUGACAAUGGCAAGAAAGUCCCUUCGCGUCUCUCCAAACAGUACCAGGAGGACGAGGAGUAUGAGGAUAACGGUGACAUGCCGGCGUAUGCGCCCGAGAGUCCCUACGACUACUACAGCACUCAGGACGUUCCUCCCCCGCUGAAGUACGUUCCUUAUCAGCCCGAGCGACGGGGUUUGAGUCCGAUCCCAAGUGUAUCAGGCUACACGGAUGCCGGCAGCGAAGGACCAAAUCGCGGGUCGGGGGGUACUCACCGCACCAACGAAUCCGUGUCCUCAGCAGAGAGGUCGCCGCGGCAAGACGGGUCAAUGCACUCGCGGCCAAGCCACGAACUUGUCGAGGAUGAACGAAGCGGGCUAAGCUCAGUCGUGGAUCAGGGGGAUGCUGUGAGCCCGCCCGGCAGCGAGGUUGACCGAAUCACAUCCGGACAAGCUGUUCGGGCCGUGGCCAUGAACCCAGAUUUCGUGCACCCGCCCGGCGUUGAGUCAAACGUGGCAUCUCUUGUUGACGGAUCGAUGCUCGAGGGUUCUGCCCUGACAACCGCCUCCAGCGCGGUAGGGAACCAGGCUUACAACGGACGGGAAUCGAUGGCAACGCUCGAGGAGGAGCAGUCCCGCGAUCCGGGCACCCCGACAAAGCGGUCCGUGGCAAGUCAGCGCGAGUAUGCGGAGGAGCGGGCACAGACUCCGUCCGCCAGGAGCCAACAGUCUCGCGAGUUCGUCCAGUAUGAGCUCGACGAGUAUGGCCGGAAGGUGCCUCAGACUAGUUACCGGCAGUCGCCGACCGUGUCCGAGGCGGCCAUCACCAGCGCCGCAGUCGGUGCCGCGGCCGCGGUCCUCCGGGCCAAGCAUGCCCAAGCGCAGCAGGAGGUCGUCUCGGAUGACGAUGUCGAGUUCCAAGGAGCCGGUGUGCAGCGCAACAAGUCUUUCAAGGAGCGUACGAAGAACGGGCCGCGCCCGGGUAUCGACACUGCGAGCGCUGAGGGGCUGGCCAACAACGCGGAGAAGCCGAAGCUGGGCUUCAGCAGCAUGCCCGACCCGAACGAUCCUCUGCCGGAAAUAGGAGACUGGCAGGACGACGACUUGCUGACCAACCCCUCUCUUCUCGACGGUCACGGCGGCCGCGACGAGGAGGAGGAGCACUGGGGGGGAGAUGCGACGCCUCGGCAACAUCCCCAGCGCCGAGAGGACGACGUGGAUUACCAGCACCUGGACGGGACGCCAAAGCAGCAGAGGAGUGGGCAGGACCUUGCCGGCGUCGCCGGUGCAGCAGCUGCAGUCGGCGCAGCUGUGGGCAUGGCGGCUGCUCAGAGUCACAGCCGCCAGCCGAGCCAGGAGCAUGAUGAGUGGUACCGCGACGCAGAGGACAACAAGCGUGACACAAUUGUCACCAACCCGUACGAAGGAUCCAGUCCCAUCGCCAACCUUCCGGGCAUCAACAAUACUUUCCUGGGCGGCCAGGGCUUCGACAACUCGGGCUACGGCGAUCUGUACGGCACCCGCAGCCCACUAGGGCACAAGGUUCUCGACGAGGGCUACAUCUCGCAGGGCCCCAACAAGACGCCAGACAUCCAGGUGCCGAAGGGUAAAGGCGUCGAUUUCAGCAUGACCUCCGGGCCCGGUGGUCAGGGUGUUGAGGAUCCGUUCUUCACCUCGAACCACAGCAGACACCUCAGCGGUAUGUCGCAGGGGAUGGGAACCCCGAUGUAUGACGCCGCGACCGGCACAGGCAUUGAGCGGAUUGAGUCCAAGGAUAUCAUCGCCUUGAUGCAACACUUGAUGGUCCGAGAUGCCCAGCGCAGUGCACGGGAUACCGAGAUCCUGGUCACGCUCGUCCGUUCCGCUACCGAGAUGCGCAAUAACUUUGAGGAUCUCAAGCGGCUGCUUGCCGACACCGAGGAUGUCAUCAUCACCGAGGUCAAGGACAACACCGAGAAGUCCGUCCAGCGUGCCAUCAACGGCCCGCGCCCCUACCCCGGCAGCGCUCGGCACUCCAUCCAGGGUGGCUCGCAGGCCGGCACCAUCAACGGUGACGACGUCACCGCCAAGAAGAGGAGCAUCUUCCGGCGUGCGCUGAAGGGGUUGAGUGCCAAGGGCGCAAACGACCUCGGCCGGAUCGAGGAUAUGCUCAUGCAGCUCCUGAACGAGGUGGACGUGCUCAAGGCCCAGACGGCGCCGGGCAAUAUGCAGGGGAACCAGAGCCAGCAGCUGCUCGGCGAGCAGUCGUACGACCACCUCCAGCCCGAGGUUCAGGACGAGCAAGAUCACGGUUACGAACCCGAAGGCCAUGCCGGCACUUCCACCACCAGCCAUGCGUCGCAGUCUGGCUAUCUCUCGAUCCAAUCCCGCGGGACGUCGGUCAAGCAGGGCUACGACAACCGCAAGGUCUCUGCUCACAGGAUAAGCACCGUGCCCGAGGAUAACGAGGAGGAUUACGACCACGGCCGAAGGGACGACGAGCUCCAUAUGAUGACGCCUGCCGCUCACGAGCAACGCGGCGGCUCGGUGCCGUUGGCGACCCCGCCUGGCGCUGCUGCACAAACGCAGCACUCGAUGAGCAAUGAGAACACUCCCCGAACUGAAGAGAGCAAGAAGCGCAAGUCCGGGAGAUCAAGCUGGUUCCGCAUUCCCAGAAUCUCGCGGUGGUCGGAAACGACGGCGUCGAGCGGUGUCCCGGAGUCCGGGCACAGCAAGCAAUCCAGCAGAGACGAGAACGCCAACUUCCCCACCGGAGCUUCUCGCUCGGGCUCCCUGGACCACUAUCAGGACAACUACCAGUUCUCGGCUCCGCAGCCCAUCGAGAGCGACAAGCUCCACACGGGAUUCUCGGAGACUGACCUGGCCCAGCACGGCUACCACGAGGACCACGAAGGGAUGAUGUACGGGCACAUGCAGUCCUCGCAGACUGAUCCUAACUGGGUCAGCAUGAACAUGACGCCCGAGGAGGCCAAAUACAAGGCCCACCGCGACUCGCUGAACCUGGUGCACCCCCAGCCCCGGCAGGGCCAGACAGAGCGCUUCAAGGCAGCGCUCGAAUCCCAAGCUCUUGGAUUCGACUCGCCCUUGAGCCCCAAGUCCGCAGACUGGGCCGGCUCGGCAACCAGCCUCAACAGGUUCGGCCAGCACCAGCACACCGACAGCUACGGCUCGGCGGGCGGUGACCACCACUACCAGCAGCACUGGACCUCGUCCUCCCCGGGACCGGCAAACAUGACGCCUACGGCCGGCGGCCCGCCACCGCGCCCGCCCAAGGAGGCACUUGACCAGCCACCACAGCAGCAGCCCCCUUCAAGCCCGAGCCAAAUGAUGAGGCACGCCACCCCGCCGCAGAACAAGCGGCUCAGCAAGCUGCAGCACCAGCAGCCGGGCAGCCCGCUGCCUCACCACAGCGUCGAGAGCGGGUACGGGACCAUGACCCACGGCGCGCCGACGGCAAGCUACAUCAGCCACGGGACGACGGGGACGGCCACGGGCGGCAAUAGUAGCCCGCGCCUGGAGAACAGGAACCUGAGCGGCGCCCUGGGCCGCGACGGCGUCAGCAGGCGGCCGAGCGGGCCGAGGCCCAUGACGCCUACCAAGGGCAUGGGGAGGAGUAGCCCGUCACCCCUGGCGGCGGGGGCGCAGGGCGAGGAUGAGCGGCGGAAACGAGAUACUUUUGGCACCAUGGCCUCGCAGGAGACGGAGACUUUCUAG